Molecule: messenger RNA, 820 nt
Organism: Rubroshorea leprosula
Lineage: Eukaryota; Viridiplantae; Streptophyta; Magnoliopsida; Malvales; Dipterocarpaceae
Source: the annotation of a GenBank genome assembly
CACAGAGCUAGAAAGGUUGGUCUGGCUAACUUUUUCUGACCCUUUGUAAUUUGUUUAGAACGUUUGGUUGGAUCAUGGUCCGGUAUGACUCCAUGCCCAAAUGGCCAAUGACCGGUUCAACCGGUCAUCUCCUCGCCAAUCUACCAUUCAAUCCAAAACCGCUGUAUUUCUUCCAUUGGGUGCAACAUUGUUUCCAAUCCCUCAAUACAAAACCCACAACUGUCUUCCUUUCUCCCACCCCUGCCCCUUCAUCCUAUAUAUAAACAAACACCACUUUCUUCAACAUUUUCUCUUACAAAAUCUCAGAGAACAAAAAAGCAAUAACCUCUCCCUCUCUGUCUUAUUUUAACAUUUCUGAGAUUUUCCCAUGAACCCCAUUUUUUGUUUCAUGGUAUUGCUACAUGCAUUCAGUCUCAAACAGAUGCAUAUCAUAGGCAGCCAGGCUUUAUGUCAGAGGAAGGGACUCUUUGAUUCGGGAGGCUUUGCAAAUGCGAAUUUUUUGUUCAAAAAAAGUUUCAGUGGCACAUAAUGUAAGUCUUCUCUCUUGCUAAUAGCUAGUAAGCGGUAGCUUCCCCUUGCUUUUAUAUGCCCUUAUCAUUUGCAAUAUAAUUAUUGACGGAUAUUUAAGUUAGAAAGCUUUAUGUAUAUAUAGUUGGAAGGUACGUAUGAUUAAGUUUUUGUGCAUAGCUAAGUUUAAUAUAGUGUGGAGAUCCUGUAUAUAUUAGGAAUUCACUUACUUAGUGCAAGCUUAAUUAUAGAAAGAUAAGCAAAGUAGGAAAUUUAAGAGAAAUCUCAUUUUGGAUUAUAAAAAUGGUUUUUU